UCAGUCCCAGACUAUCCUUCGUCCAAUCCACUUGUCUAGUGUUAUGUAUCUGGUGUUUAACUUUCCAAUCUCCUGCUGUUUUACCGUUCAGCCUUUUUCCUCGCGAUUUGGGAUUCACGCCCAAAAAUCAACUUUCACCUACAAAAACGAUGAUUGCUUAUUCCACGUUCAUCCUUUUGUUGAUGACUUGUCUAAUUUCAACUUGCACGUCUCACAAAAUUCUCAUUUUGUCCCCAAUCACAACACCAAGCCACACCAACGUUUUGACUCCGUUGGUCAUCACGUUGGCCAAUCGUGGCCAUCAAGUUACUUACUGGAAUGGAUUAAAACCUUCGUUAACUUUAAAUUCGACUCCUAAUUUGAGAAUGUUUUACUCACCGAAUUUGCAAAGAAUCAACAGCGAUCAUCAAAUCGGAUUCAACGAUCGAAAAAGUCCUUUCCGUCUUCUCAUGGACAUUCCAAAACGAAUGGUGACUUAUUGCACGGCCGUUUUCCAGGAUCUUGUCUUCCAUCAGUUGAUGAAAUCUAAAGAACGAUACGAUCUGCUCAUCAUCGAAGGCGUUUUUAAUGAAUGCUCUUUAAUUUUAGCUGAAAUUUUAGACACACCUUUCAUUUAUUUCAACUGCAUGUCACCUCCACCAUGGCUGCUGCAUGCAGUGGGUUCGCCAUUGUCUCUCGAACAAUUCCCUCAUCCUGGAUUCAGUUACACCGACGAAAUGAAUUUGUGGCAACGGACUUUAAAUUCUGUCGUUGGCGUGAUGGUCGUCUAUUUUCAUCGAUGGUACGUCAUGUCUAUCGUGGAUAACCUGGCGGCCGAAAUGUUUGGAAGAGGAAAUUUGACCUCCGUCGUGGAAACCCAGGAUCGUUAUUUAAGUCUAUUGAUGACAAAUAUUCAUUUUAGUAUUAAUUACCAACUACCAACAUCACCAGCUGUUGUUCAAGUCGGUGGAUUGUACUGUGUUCCGCCUAAAGCCUUACCGGACGAACUGGAAUCUUUUAUUAAUGGUUCCGGCGAUGCUGGAUUCAUCCUCGUUAGUUUCGGUUCCAUCCUGAAAGGAGCAGAAAUGUCUGAUGAUAUACGAUGUCUUUUGCUGUCGACAUUUGCCAGGUUAACACAAAGAGUCGUCAUGAAAUGGGAAAAUGAAAGUAAAAUAGGACGUGAUGAAAUCAUUCCACCUAAUGUUAAACUUUUACCUUGGCUACCUCAACAAGAUCUUCUUGGUCAUCCCAAGAUAAAACUAUUCAUCAAUCAUGGUGGAUUGAACAGUAAACAAGAAGCUGUUUAUCACGGCGUUCCUUUCAUUGCUCUGCCAGUCUUUGCCGACCAACCCAUCAAUGCCCAGAAGGCUCGAGACGAUGGCUACGCCAUUUUGCUCGAUUGGGACAACUUAAGUGAAGAGAUUUUGUUUGAUUCUAUUCAACAGAUGCUCUUCGAUCCAAGGUUUGCCUCGAGAAUGAAACAAGUUUCAACGUUGAUGCAUGACCAGAUGGAUCAACCUUUGGAUCGUGCCGUCUAUUGGAUCGAAUACGUGGUACGUCACCAUGGUGCGUCACAUUUGCGUGGCUCUUCUCGUAAACUUUCCCUCUACCAACGUGGUUUUUUGGACGUGCUGCUCCUCGUCCUCGUUUUUACCUUCUUAAUCGUAUACGUUGCAUUCCGACUUUGUCGACGUUUUGCAUCGAAUGGCACGUACUCAACCAGCGCUGCCAAAAAAGACGAAUGAGAACAAAUUUAUAUCUCUGCUUAAAAAUAAUUUAUUUUUAAAAUAAAAUCAUUUUACAUUUGUUUUUUAUUAAAUGAAAAUUUGUUUGGUGCAUCACAUCAUAUUUAAUUGAUAUACAAAUAUUGAUAAGAA
Molecule: messenger RNA, 1856 nt
Organism: Daphnia carinata
Lineage: Eukaryota; Metazoa; Arthropoda; Branchiopoda; Diplostraca; Daphniidae
Product: UDP-glycosyltransferase UGT5-like
Exons: 2
Coding region: 150-1724 (524 amino acids)
Molecular function (GO): UDP-glycosyltransferase activity
Source: RefSeq, a predicted model, not a curated record